CAGACAGCGUGUUGUGCAGUCCACCUCUCACGGAACUCGGCAACAUAUAUAAACAGAAGACUGUCCUGUAAUUGUCACAUUCAGUCGGCAAUACUUGGUUCCAGCAGCACCAUGUCUAUUCAUACGGUCUCUGUAACGCUAGCGUUCCUGACUGCAGUGACGUUUGCGCAGUAUCACCACGCUGUGGAACAAAAUCAACUUCCUGUCGAACAUCACAUAGAAGAAUACCACCACGCACACCCCAAGUACGAAUUCAAAUACGGGGUGAAGGACGAACACACACACGACAUCAAGGAGCAGGCAGAGAAACGUGACGGCGACAAAGUCGAAGGCUACUACAAGUUGGUUGAACCUGAUGGCACCACUCGCACGGUCCACUACACUUCUGACAAACACACCGGGUUCCACGCUCAGGUCGUGAGGUCCGGACACGCCAUUCAUCCUAUUCAACAGCAUCACAACUAAUAGAUCAUCAGAACACAUCUAUAAUUCCAGCACGGUUGUUUUCUCAUUUUAUCAUAAAGUUUCAGUGUUUUCUCAUUUGUAAUUUCAAUGCGUCAUUUCAUUUCGACCGUUUACCAAAUAGUAUAACAAGUAUCUGAACUUGUCACCGGGAUUCUUGGCCGUUUCUUUACAAUGGUAAUGAGUAUGACUAAGCCUCCGUUGUAAAAUAAAUAAAUCGUUAAUGCAGGCCUCGCCGUACUUAGGGCACUUCGUGACUUCCUAUAAUUGUUCCAUCAUUCAUCAGUCAGAAUUGUUGUAUGUUUGAAUUGUUGGCCUUGUAAUAAAAUUGUUGAAGUUAA
Zootermopsis nevadensis is the source of this 803-nucleotide messenger RNA. RefSeq names its product cuticle protein 19-like. Lineage: Eukaryota; Metazoa; Arthropoda; Insecta; Blattodea; Termopsidae. Gene Ontology annotation, cellular component: extracellular matrix. The record is from RefSeq and is a predicted model, not a curated record.